UACUCGAAGAAACUUCAGACCGGACGUGUUUAGUCAGAACUGAAAUACAUCUCCGGGCCAAACCGAUAGGAAACGAGGCUGCCUGGCGCUGGCAGCCGCGCGGAUCGCACCGCCACCCCCCAGCCUGGGUCCGAGCGCCGGAGCUGCUGUUGCUCCCUCCUCCCGGCAAACUUUUAUGCCGAGAGAAUAUUUUAAAGUAAUCAUUGGGAAAACUUUAGAUGAGCGGUGGAUUUGGCCCGUCAUCUGGAAAGGUCUACUCACUUUGGCUCUCACCUAUUUUAUUCCUUACGUACUGCAGAGCCAUGAAUCCGCAGCGUUACUUUUCUGACCUUUGGUUUUGCUGAUUAAAAAUGAUUUUUCACAUUGAAUUUUUUUUUUAAUGACCGGUUGGGUAUUCAUCCGGAACAGAUACAGGCGCAUAAGUGACAAAUACUGUAAAAAUAAACAUGGGCAAAGGAGAUCCUAAGAAGCCGAGAGGCAAAAUGUCAUCGUAUGCAUUCUUUGUGCAAACUUGCCGGGAGGAGCACAAGAAGAAGCACCCAGAUGCUUCAGUCAACUUCUCAGAGUUUUCUAAGAAGUGCUCAGAGAGGUGGAAGACCAUGUCUGCUAAAGAGAAAGGAAAAUUCGAAGACAUGGCAAAGGCGGACAAGGCCCGUUAUGAAAGAGAAAUGAAAACUUAUAUCCCUCCUAAAGGGGAAACAAAAAAGAAGUUCAAGGAUCCCAAUGCACCCAAGAGGCCUCCUUCGGCCUUUUUCUUGUUUUGUUCUGAGUAUCGUCCAAAAAUCAAAGGAGAACAUCCUGGCCUAUCCAUUGGUGAUGUUGCAAAGAAACUGGGAGAGAUGUGGAAUAACACUGCUGCAGAUGACAAGCAGCCUUAUGAGAAGAAGGCUGCUAAGCUGAAGGAAAAGUAUGAAAAGGAUAUUGCUGCAUACCGAGCUAAAGGGAAGCCCGAUGCAGCGAAAAAGGGAGUCGUCAAGGCUGAAAAAAGCAAGAAAAAGAAGGAAGAGGAGGAAGAUGAGGAGGAUGAAGAGGAUGAGGAGGAGGAGGAGGAUGAAGAGGAGGAGGAGGAGGAGGAGGAGGAUGAUGAUGAAUAAGUUGGUUCUAGCGCAGUUUUGUUUUUUUUUCUUGUCUAUAAAGCAUUUAACCCCCCUGUACACAACUCACUCCUUUUAAAGAAAAAAAAUUGAAAUGUAAGGCUGUGUAAGAUUUGUUUUUAAACUGUACAGUGUCUUUUUUUGUAUAGUUAACACACUACCGAAUGUGUCUUUAGAUAGCCCUGUCUUGGUGGUAUUUUCAAUAGCCACUAACCUUGCCUGGUACAGUAUGGGGGUUGUAAAUUGGCAUGGAAAUUUAAAGCAGGUUCUUGUUGGUGCACAGCACAAAUUAGUUAUAUAUGGGGAUGGUAGUUUUUUCAUCUUCAGUUGUCUCUGAUGCAGCUUAUACGAAAUAAUUGUUGUUCUGUUAACUGAAUACCACUCUGUAAUUGCAAAAGAAAAAAGAAAAAAAGUUGCAGCUGUUUUGUUGACAUUCUGAAUGCUUCUAAGUAAAUACAAUUUUUUUUAUUAGUAUUGUUGUCCUUUUCAUAGGUCUGAAAAUUUUCUUAAGGGGAAGCUAGUCUUUUGCUUUUGCCCAUUUUGGAUCACACAAAUUAUUACAGUGUUUAUCUUUCAUAUAGUUAGCUGAUAAAAAGCUUUUGUCUAUACACCCUGCAUACUCUUGAUGAGGGUAAUAAAAGUUUAAUCGAGACAGUUUUCAUCCAUAACCGAAACUCAAAUCUUGAUCAGUUGAUACCAGAUUUCACAUAGCCCAGUUACAUUUCCAAAGUGAAGAGUAACCAGUCUACUCACAGCACGGGAUUAUUAGAAUCAAACAUUUUGAAAGUCUGUCCUUGAAGGACUGAUUAAAAAAGUAUGUUCUAAUCUUUACAUGAGGACUCUACAUUCUUUAACUCCCAUUACCAUGUAAUGGCAGUUAUAUUUGCAGUUCCCACGUUAAAGACCUGAGAAUGUAUCUCCAAAAGCGUGAGCUUAAAAUACAAGACUGCCGUGUUAAGUUUUUUUGUUGAUAUUAGUCCCAGCAAAGGCUCUGGAAAGAAAAGUGCUGGCUAUAAAUGUCUUCUCCUAUUUACUGAAAUAUGGAUUGUUUAGGAAACUUGAGACCCUCCGUUAAAGGUAUUUUUCAUUAAUUGGGCCAACUUUUCAAACUGUACACCACAUUUUAAAUCCAGGUAUAUUUUCCUAUGUUAUGGUUUGCCCCUUUAUAAAUCAAAUAGACAUGAGGGAAGAAGACACUUAAACUUUGUAUUUCAGUAUGAAUUAUUUAUUUGCAUUUGAUUUUUCUUUACAAAACUCAAGCUCAUUCAUUAGGGUCAUAUGUUUAUCUGCUUAACAGUUUAGGGAACAAUUUGGCAAUUUUGUGGUUUUUGAGAUUAUCGUUCUCUUAAAGUGCCAGUGUUUUAAAAUAGCGUUCUUGUAAUUUUACACGCUUUUGUGAUGGAGUGCUGUUUUGUUAUAUAAUUUUGACUUGGAUUCUUUCCAUUUGCAUUUGUUUAUGUAAUUUCAGGAGGAAUAAUGAACAUCUGAGUCCUGGAUGAUACUAAUAAACUAAUAAUUGCAGAGGUUUUAAA
This is a messenger RNA of Hippopotamus amphibius kiboko, 2626 nucleotides long. It is a transcript of the gene HMGB1, whose product is annotated as high mobility group box 1. Gene Ontology annotation, molecular function: DNA binding, bending. Gene Ontology annotation, cellular component: nucleus. NCBI's taxonomy places the organism in Eukaryota, Metazoa, Chordata, Mammalia, Artiodactyla, Hippopotamidae. The record is from RefSeq and is a predicted model, not a curated record. The transcript has 5 exons. Bases 447 to 1094 code for a protein of 215 amino acids. Gene Ontology annotation, biological process: regulation of transcription by RNA polymerase II.